Molecule: messenger RNA, 1795 nt
Organism: Nematostella vectensis (starlet sea anemone)
Lineage: Eukaryota; Metazoa; Cnidaria; Anthozoa; Actiniaria; Edwardsiidae
Exons: 6
Coding region: 50-886 (278 amino acids)
Biological process (GO): nucleotide-excision repair, DNA damage recognition; nucleotide-excision repair involved in interstrand cross-link repair; UV-damage excision repair
Cellular component (GO): nucleotide-excision repair factor 1 complex
Molecular function (GO): damaged DNA binding
Source: RefSeq, a predicted model, not a curated record
ACCUGUGGUGUUUAUUUCUCACAUCCAGUCUCUCGCCGUCAGUUUAGCAAUGGCGGAAAAUUCGAAGGACGAUGGCAAGCACGCGAUAGCAAAAGGCAACGCUAAACGGGAUUACUUGCUAUCUGAUGAGGACCUAAAAGAGCUUAACCAUGAAACAAAAGACAAUCCGAUAAAUAAAUCGUACCCACCAAUGAAGAUAUUCAAGUUGUCAGAAGUCAAGUCGAAAGCUGUCGAGGUGUGGGGCAGUUUAGAGAAAUUAGAAGAUGAAAAAACAAAACGAAAACAAAAGAAAGUGAAUGUGGAGACAAAAAAUGAAGAGGAAAAAAGAAAGUUUUGGGACUGUGAGGAAAUCUACGAACCAUUAAAAAAAUAUAUGGAUGAGCUAAAGUUACCAGUUGUUGCAAAGGAAGUACCGCCUGCCACCAAGGGCUUAUUAGACUGUGAUGUCAUCUUGUGUUACAGUGACUGCAUGAACAGUAGACCACCAGGGGCAUUUGGUCGAAGACUAUUCAAGGAUUUCCCUGAAGUAUCUGAAGUAAACAAGAGCACACCCUACAAUGAUCGCAAGAAGAUGGGACACUUCAGCUGGUGUUUGUGUGAUACUGAGAUCAGAAAGCACCUCAUUGUCAACUUCUAUGUUGUUCACAAGUGGAGUAUUGCAGCAAAGUCCAGAACGGCCAUUCCAGUUCUAGUUCUUGACGCUCUUGACCUUGGCUUAACAAGAUUCACAAAGCUUCUGAAGGACACUCUUUCCAAAAGCUUGAACACCUCAAGGAAACUUGAAAUAGGAACAUAUACUCCAUAUAAAGUUGAUGCUGAACAAUUUAAACAAAUCCUGUUGACCCAUUUUAAAGAUGUUCACAUUUUCAACAAACUGGAACCCUGAAUAGAUCCCCUGGGAGAUAAGCGGAUUCCACAAUGGCCUACACAGAUUAGGAAGGUACAUAAAACACAUGGGAGCAGUUAAUCACAGACGAUGAGAGCUUAGCAGCGUCCACAGAAGACUACGCAAAUUAGAGAGGAAAAAACACAUAGGAGCUUGGCAUCACUAUGUGCGUAAGCGAUCCCUUAACCUGAGAAAACAUUGUAACUGUUGUAUAAAACAAAUAGAUAUUUUUUUCUGUGUGUUAGAUUCAGAGAACAUCUCACAGCGUGUCAUGUACAGUCACCCAACUUACUGUAACUGUGUCUCAUCGCAUAUUUUUUUGUUCAGGCAUGACAUGCCUGAUAAGGGUUCAAAAUAUAUAUAUUUUAAAUCUGCUAAAUUUUACUAGCUUUGUGGAUUUUGAUGGGGAAAAAAGCCUGCAUACUAAAAAUAUGAGAAGGGGAUACAGAAAAAAAGAUCCGGCAAAGACCAGAAAACAUCCUGCUAUUGCCGGCAUCUAUUUUGAACCCUGAUGUCAUAUGUGUAUCUAUUAGAGGACUGACCUGCACAAAAAUGAGAUCUAUUUGUUAAAGAGGCAAUUGCACUAAUUUUAUUUCCAGCAGGGCCAAUGGAAACCUUAACCAUUAAAAGACGAGAUAAUCCACAUACACACUAUUAAACAAACCUGCUCUAAAUUAUCAGUCACAUUUUCUAUUAAAAAUCAUCAGAGGUUGUUACAAAAUUGACCAGAAUUAAACUGGUGCAAUUGUGCUUGAAACAACAUUAUAUAACAGAGCUCCCUUGUUAUGAUGUUGAUAUUUUUAAUGAAGAUACUAGCUGAGUGAAUAAUUUGAAUACACUACAUGAGAAAGGCAAGUCACACACGACUGAGGAAGACAGAGAAAUGAAUAAAGAAAUUUUCAUUCCAUA